Paraglomus occultum is the source of this 3159-nucleotide messenger RNA. The record is from the annotation of a GenBank genome assembly. Lineage: Eukaryota; Fungi; Glomeromycota; Glomeromycetes; Paraglomerales; Paraglomeraceae.
AUGAUACGGGGAUUUUCACGUCUAGGGACUUUUGCAAAAUCACAUUCAUUAUAUGUAGUGCUCUUAUGUACCGUUUUCUUGGGAGCUGUACUUGCGGCUUCUCCGUCCGCACUCGAAAAAGAGGCUUUUAUCAAUUCGCUACUCCGUCCUAGAGCAGUAUACUUGCCAACGACACGAUCUACUGAUCUCGUCAAGAGAGAAGAAAAUUGCCAAGAGGAAUGUCCGCCAUGCUUUGAUUGCCAUUUAGAAGCCUUCCCUUGCAAGCAGUUCGGAAACUGCAGCGACUAUGAUGGGCGUUGUCAGUGUCCACCCGGUUUCGGUGGAUUGGACUGCUCUAAGCCUUUGUGUGGUUCAUUGGCCGAUGGAAAAAACCGGCUGCCACGAGAAGAUGACCAGUGCGUUUGUUCAGAUGGCUGGGGUGGAAUCAAUUGCAAUGUAUGCCUGUCAAAUGAGGCAUGCGAUCCACUUGUUAUCACUGGACAGAAUGGCACUUGUUAUAAAGGUGGAUUGACUGUCAAUGAGAACUUUCAAAUGUGUGACGUGACAAACAGGAAGAUUCUUGAUAUGUUGCCUAAUCAGCCCCCACAAGUUACGUUCUCCUGCAACAGAGCCAACAAUACGUGUGAUUUCCAAUUUUGGAUCAAUAAAACAGAAUCUUUCUAUUGCCAUCUUGAUGAAUGUGCGUUUGAGCAAGAAAUUGGCUAUAAUAAGAAUGUAACAGAUUAUUCAUGCAAAAAGAUAAAGUGUGAAUGCAUGAUUGGAGAGAUGCUUUGUGGGAAAGAAGGCAGUAUUGACCUUUCGGAUUGGCUUGUUGAGGAGAUCAAAGGCCCAGCUUCGUUCAAGUGUGUCAAUUCUGACGAUUGUCGUUUUGAUGAACCUCAAAUGAGUGAACUCAUAAAGUCAGUAUUCGCAGACAAAUACAUUACGCUUAAAUGCUCUGGUGGUGAAUGUCUUCACUACACACAAGUGCCUGGAUUUGUCCGACCAGAAAAACCAAGAAAUACGACAAUAAUUCUUGUUUCAGUGGUACUGGUUAUGGCAUUUGUCUUUGCAGUUUUUGGAGGCGUGUUCCGUUUAUCGCGCAAUUGGAGAGAAUCCGCUCAAAAUGGCUUUGUACAACUCCCCGAUGACGAAGCAGGCAAACUUAUGACUGAUCACACGCCAGCUUCUCUAUUAUUCCAGAACGUGCGAUAUUCCAUUGGAGAUAAACAAGUGCUACAAGGUAUACAUGGGAUGGUGCAACCUGGAGAAGUGAUGGCCAUUAUGGGCGCAUCCGGAGCAGGGAAGACAUCAUUUUUGGACAUUUUAGCGCGAAAGAAUAAGGCUGGUACAAUAUCUGGUGAAAUAUAUGUUAAUGGACAUGUAGUCGAAGAUAGCAAAUUCAAGAGUCUUGUCGGCUAUGUCGAUCAAGAAGAUCAUUUAUUACCUACAUUGACCGUAUACGAGACUAUUUUGUAUUCUGCUCUGUUGAGAUUGCCGCGGGAAAUGUCAUUACAAGCCAAGAAAUACAGAGUGUUGGAGACUAUGAAUGAGUUGGGGAUAUUGCCGAUAAAAGAUUCGAGAAUAGGGGAAGCGGGUGCUCGAUCGAUUUCCGGCGGAGAGAAACGUCGUGUUUCGAUUGCAUGUGAAUUAGUAACUUCACCAUCCAUCCUAUUCCUUGACGAACCAACAUCUGGUCUUGACGCUUAUAAUGCGUAUAACGUUAUCGAAUGCCUUGUGACGCUGGCAAGAAAUUACAACCGUACAGUUAUAUGCACAAUUCAUCAGCCCAGAAGCAACAUAUUCAUGUUGUUCGAUCAUUUGCUAUUGCUUGCUGGAGGUUACAUGGUUUACUCUGGUGAAGUGAAUGAAUGCGCGGAAUAUUUUGAGAGUAUUGGACAUAAAUGCCCGCCUGGCUUCAAUCUGGCAGAUUAUCUAGUGGACUUGACAAUGUACGCGGUCAAACCCAAUGAAGCCGCAGAGGAAGAGGGAGGUGCGGAAGGUCACUCAACCUCGAUUUCGGCAGAUACACGAAAUCAACCUGUUGAACUUUUGAACAGAAGCAAUGGCAGGACACCAUCUCAGUUGAGGAAUAGACCUGGAGCAGCUAGACGUCCUACUGGAUCCAGUACUGCCAUAGAUGUCGACUACGACGAGUUCGAGCGUACAGAUGACGAAAGGAUAAGUGAGCAUCUACAGACGCUUGUUAACAGUUAUGCAAGAAGUUUGGUUGCACUUAGGAUUAAAGAUGAAAUCAGCCAGGCAAUAAAUAGCAAUGGUGACGAAGAACGACCUUUAAUAGCUUCUGCACAAGAGAUACAGACGAUCACUUCCCAUCGUAGAGCCUCAUGGUUGACUCAGUUCAAAAUCCUUUCUGAUCGUACAUUUAAGAACCUGUACAGGAAUCCUAUGCUCAUGUUCACUCACUACUGCAUUAGUGUCUACUUGGCGUUGCUCUGUGGUGCGUUGUUUUACCAAGUUACAAACGACAUUGCGGGUUUCCAAAAUCGAAUGGGCGUGCUUUUCUUCAUGUGUGCUCUUUUCGGAUUUGGUUGCUUGAGUUCGCUACAUGUAUUUUCCGAAGAAAGGAUUUUGUUCGUAAAAGAACGGGCUAACGGAUAUUAUGCUCCAAUUACAUACUUUGCGUCCAAGGUGUUAUUUGAUAUCAUACCUCUACGUGUUGUGCCACCCAUACUUAUGGGAGUAAUAAUCUAUCAUAUGGUUGGCCUUGUUAGCGGGACAGGACCUUUUCUCAAAUUCAUCUUGGUGUUGGUAUUAUUCAACCUCACUUCAGCAAGCAUUUGUCUGUGCAUUGGCAUUCUCUUCAAGGAAAUCGGGGUUGCCAGUCUAUUAAGUAGUCUGGUUAUGUUAUUCAGCAUGUUGUUCGGUGGUUUGCUUCUUAACAAGGAAUCUAUUCCUGAAUAUUUGGCAUGGCUAAAGGACCUUUCAUUCUUCAAUUAUGCCUUUGAGGCUUUAAUCGUCAAUGAAGUUGCAUAUUUACAAUUAACUGAAGAGAAAUUUGGGCUAACGAUUGAUGUUCCUGGUGCCACUAUCUUGUCUACUUUUGGUUUUGAUGCUGCAGCCUACUGGGCGGAUGUUAUCAAAUUGUCAGUUAUGUUUACGUCAUUCAUCAUACUUUCUUUUGUUUGUUUGCAACUAUUUGUAAAGGAGAAGCGCUAA